AUGCGUAGGACAGCAUCAACUUGUUUGUCCUCCAAGAAAACAAGGAUUAGUAGAGCCAUCUGGUUCAAUAAUUAUUCGACGAAACCUCCAAUCAAUACAACUAGUCUCUUACAGGAAGUGUCAACAAAACAAAAAUUAUUCAGUACGGACCCCAUAUCACCUGGUUCAAUAUUCUUCCUCCCUAAUGGCACUAAAAUAUUCAAUAAACUAAUUUCCUUCAUGAAAGUACAACAACUACAACCAAUUUUCGGUUUCAAAGAAGUCAUUACACCCUUAAUCUAUAAAAAAUCCCUUUGGGAGAAGUCUGGUCAUUGGGCUAACUACAAAGAGGAUAUGUUCCAUGUUGAAGGUGAAGAUAUUGAGAAAGAAACGUUUGGACUAAAACCAAUGAAUUGUCCAGGUCAUUGUGUCAUAUUCAAUAAGACUGAUCAUUCAUAUAAUGAAUUACCAAUUAGAUAUUCUGAUUUUUCCCCUUUGCAUAGAAAUGAACCAUCCGGUUCAUUAAGUGGAUUAACUAGGCUAAGGAAAUUUCAUCAAGAUGAUGGUCAUAUCUUUUGUACUCCUGAACAAGUAGAACAAGAAAUUCUAAACUGUUUAAAAUUUAUUGAUCUUUGUUAUAUCAAGGUUUUUAAAUUAACAAAUGGUUAUACUAUAAAUUUUUCAACAAGACCUACUGAUCACUAUAUUGGUGAAUUACCUGUAUGGAACCAUGCUGAGAAUGUACUUCAAUCUAUAUUAACAAAAUCGGGCAAACCUUGGGAAUUAAACGAAGGAGAUGGUGUAUUUUAUGGUCCCAAAUUAGAUAUAAUGAUAAAAGAUCAUAAUGGGAAAUCUCAUCAGGUUGCCACUAUCCAACUAGAUUUUCAAUUACCUGAAAGAUUUGAUUUGAAAUACAAAGAUGCAGAUAAUACUUAUAAGAGACCGAUAAUGAUCCAUAGAGCUGUUUUCGGCUCUGUAGAAAGAUUCCUAGGGUUAUUGAUAGAUCAAAACAAGGGGAAAUGGCCAUUUUGGUUAAAUCCUUAUCAAGUAAUGAUAAUCCCAAUUAAUACAAAGAAUCAAGAUCACUUAGCUACUGCAAAAAUGUUAGUUGAUAAAUUAAGAGGCACAACGACGGGAAUUGACAAUGCCAAUAAUUUGGAACCAAUUCCUAUGCAUGGUUAUCAAUUCAAUGCUGACUUAGAUGAUAGAUCAGAGCCCGUUGGUUAUAGAAUUAAGGAUGCUAUCCUUAAAUAUUAUUCAUAUUUAAUUAUUAUAGGUGACGAGGAAGUAAAAACGGGGAAAUUCAGCGUAAAGGAGCGUGACAAUAGAUCUAACUUACAACAUCUGACCACUGACGAAAUCAUUGAGAAAUUUUCAACUUUAGAGGAAAAAUACAUGUAA
Naumovozyma dairenensis CBS 421 is the source of this 1380-nucleotide messenger RNA. It is a transcript of the gene MST1, whose product is annotated as threonine--tRNA ligase MST1. Gene Ontology annotation, cellular component: cytoplasm. The coding region runs from base 1 to 1380 and encodes 459 amino acids. Gene Ontology annotation, molecular function: threonine-tRNA ligase activity; ATP binding. The record is from RefSeq and is a predicted model, not a curated record. The transcript has a single exon. NCBI's taxonomy places the organism in Eukaryota, Fungi, Ascomycota, Saccharomycetes, Saccharomycetales, Saccharomycetaceae. Gene Ontology annotation, biological process: mitochondrial threonyl-tRNA aminoacylation.